This is a messenger RNA of Corylus avellana, 459 nucleotides long. Its product is annotated as transcription factor LAX PANICLE 1-like. Lineage: Eukaryota; Viridiplantae; Streptophyta; Magnoliopsida; Fagales; Betulaceae. Gene Ontology annotation, biological process: regulation of DNA-templated transcription. The record is from RefSeq and is a predicted model, not a curated record. Gene Ontology annotation, molecular function: protein dimerization activity; DNA-binding transcription factor activity.
AUGCCCCUAUCCCUACCUCCUCUUCUCCGCAAAGAGAAGAAGAAGAGUGGGAAGAGAAGCAAAGGAGUGAAGCUUUCGACCGACCCACAAAGCGUGGCGGCGAGGGAAAGGCGGCACUGGAUCAGUGACCGGUUCAAGAUCUUGCAGAGCUUGGUUCCCGGCGGGAGUAAGAUGGACACGGUGUCCAUGUUGGAAGAGGCCAUCCACUACGUUAAGUUCCUCAAGACUCAGAUAUGGCUUCAUCAAACCAUGAUCAACGUUGUGGAUGAUCAGGACCCUUCAUCUUCCUUCCUUGCUGCUGCUGCUGCCGCUGAUCCUGCUAAUUCUUUUCCUCUUCCUCCCCAGCAGCCCUUUUAUGCUGAUAACUGUUUAGUGGACACGUCACCGCCGGUUCCAUUGCCGAAUUCUUGCUUCCAAUCUGAAGAAACCGUGUCUUUUGACCCUUUUGUCAAAUACUAG